This is a messenger RNA of Taeniopygia guttata (zebra finch), 2183 nucleotides long. Lineage: Eukaryota; Metazoa; Chordata; Aves; Passeriformes; Estrildidae. The record is from RefSeq and is a predicted model, not a curated record.
AUGCAGUGGAUUCCCCAAGUAGCUCUGGGUGCCACAGACAUCACUUAUUCUCUUUUGUUUAAAGACUGUGGGGAGGGCAGCUCUGGAGAUCAAAUAAAUCAAUGGCACCAUUUGGGAAGCCACAGCUGUGAACAGCUCCACGUUGUUUCCUGCUGUAGGAUGGAGGAUGGUGGGAGAGCCCACACUGCUGUUGUUGGCUGGGCCUGCAUGACCCUGUGCUUGGUCUCCUACGCGGCCGCCUUCUCGCAGGGCGCGAGCCUUUCCGCCUGCAGCGACAUGAUGCCCAGGCACCUGAGGGUGCAGCUGCACAGCUCCAACAGCAACUACGUCACUGUCCACACCAACAUGUCCUUCUUCUUCCCGGGAGACAAGGUGCCAGUGACAGUAAGAAGCACCCGGGAUUUCAUGGGCUUUAUGCUGCAAGCUCGCAAAGUGUCCAACAAUGAAAUUGCCGGCACAUUCAUCUUCCUGCCUCCCAGCUCCAAGCUGCUGACUUGUUUUGAAGAUGGUGACACUGUCACACACUCAGACAAGUCACUGAAGAGAAACCUGUCCUUUGUAUGGAAAGCACCAGACCAACCCAUUGGAGACAUCAAGUUUUUCAUCUCCAUAGUCCAGUCAUACUUUGUUUACUGGGCAAAGAUUGGAUCUGCUGUUGUGGCUCAGGGAGGGCAAAACAAGACUCUUGCUGACAAGAAGCCCGAUGCCGUAGUCCCCACGCCGCUGCAGGGGGCAGCUGACCCUCACCCCACAGGUAUGGUGAGCAAACCUUGCUGUUUCUUACCAGCACCUCCUGCAGAGGAUGGCCAUGGUCCCAUCUCUCCUGCAGCUGCCACUGGCUCCCUGCUGCCUGCCAGCCCCACUGGCAUUAUGGCAACACCAGCACCAGAGCCAGAUUUUGGUGUGGGGUCGGAGAGUCGUCCCUUUGCUGAGCCAAAGCAGCCGGCCCGGACUUUGCGGGCUGUGUCCAGCAGGAGUAUCCGGUCCAGAGGCCAGGGGCUGGAGCUGUCAUUUCCCACCCAAGACGUUGGAAUGGUGGAUGCCUUGCAAGGUUCUCUCUCCCAGGACAAUGCCUCCAGCAACAGCACCUUCAAUGGUGCAGGAAGCAUUGCCAGCGCUGCCACCCUACACUUGUGUUUGAUGUGUACAGACAACAGGAAGGGCAGUACUGAGAGUGGGACCAUCUUGAAAGCCUCUUUACGUGUGACAGCGUCUCCCUCUGCCCUGCACGUACGCACUCACCUGGGCAACAUCGCUGCAACCACAGCCUGGCUUGGUGAUGCCAACACUGCUGGCAAUUUGUCCUCGGCAUCAAGGCAAAUGGCAGGAAGAGAGUUGGCACCACAGCCAGAGGAAGCAGGCACCAGGGGUGAGGAGGACAAGGAUGAGCAGGAGGCAGCUGGGAAUACCCUGCCAUGGGUGACCAGACCAGCUCCUGAAUCUGCUGUUCCUGGGAUAGGGGAAGGCCCUGGCAGAGGAACCCAACUCCUUGCAGCCCAACUUGGCAUCCUCCUGGUCUGCACGGCCGCGCUGGCGCUGCUGCUGGCAGCUGCCAUGCGCUGUGUCUGUGCCCAGCACUGCCACAAGCGGGCCGAGGUGUCCUUCAGUGAGCCCGAGCCUGACAUCAUCACCAUCACGGGAAACGGGGCGGUGAUGCGCUUCCGAAAGAUCCGGGACAACAGCUUCGUGCUGGUGCCGGCCGAGUGCAACUGGGUCAGCCCCUCGCGCAGCGCGAAGAGGACUGUGGUGGUUUAGUCCCUCCUUGUGCUGCCAUACGGGCAAACAAACCUAAAGCAGCCAGUUCAGACAGAGAUGUUAGCAAUGUAUCUAAACUACAGCUGCUGAGAAAAUUGAAGCUGAUAAGAUUGCUCAGUGUGUUACACUUACUGUAAUUAAUAUUGUAUAUCUGCUCAUUAGCUGUCACUGUGGCAAUGACAUACUCUUCUUCUGUUGCCUUAAGGGUGUAGCCAAAAUUAGAAAUUCUUCCUCUGCAUUGUGGUAUUGAUUCCUGUUUAAUCUCAGAAAAAAGUUUCUAGUUUUAUAUUUCUUUCUAGGAACUACAAACCCAGCCUUUCUCAUUUAAGAGCUUGCAGGCUUGACUCUGUGUACUUGGUAUCCCUCGGAUGACAAAUAUUUGCCACAAAACUUCAAGUUUCAAUUUGAAAAUAAAAAGCAAUAACUCA